Messenger RNA from Striga asiatica, 3078 nucleotides. The record is from the annotation of a GenBank genome assembly. NCBI's taxonomy places the organism in Eukaryota, Viridiplantae, Streptophyta, Magnoliopsida, Lamiales, Orobanchaceae.
AUGGAAAAGGAAGAGCAAAAGUGGGAGCAGCCAGCUAUGGAGGAAGAAGAAGAAGAAGAAGAGCAAGAAAGUACUUUGGUUGUAAGAAAAUCAAGAAAUGCUAAUGGAAUUAAAGCAACUGAAAUUGCUGAAGUUGAUGAUGGUGAGGUGACCACUAAUGGAGUUUCUGAGAGCAAUGGGCUCUCAGAAAAUGAAGCUGAAAGCUCAGAUUUACCAGCAAACCCUGAAAAUGAGCAAAAAAUAGAGAAUGAAGCUGAAAGUUCAGAUUUACCAGCAAACCCUGAAAAUGAGCAAAAAAUAGAGACGCCGCUUGAAGUGGUGCUUGAAAAUGAACCAGCAGCCAUAAAUGGGGAGCAGAAAAUAGAGAAGCAGCUUGAAGGGGUGCUUGAAAGUGAACCAGAAGCCAUAAAUGCGGAGCAGAAAAUAGAGAAGCAGCUUGAAGGGGUGCUGGAAAGUGAACCAGAAGCCAUAAAUGCGGAGCAGAAAAUAGAGAAGCAGCUUGAAGGGGUGCUUGAAAGUGAACCAGAAGCCAUAAAUGCGGAGCAGAAAAUAGAGAAGCAGCUUGAAGGGGUGCUCGAAAAUGAACCAGCAGCCAUAAAUGGGGAGCAGAAAAAGGAGGCUCUUGUUUUCUUUGAUAAAGUUGAAGGAAUAUGGAAAUGUCGAAUCUGCACUUGGACAUAUCGGAAUGGGAGUGGACGUGUUGAUCAUAUUCACAAUCAUGAAGGGCUUAUGCAUAAGCUGAUGACUGUCAAAACCUUAAAUUUUGAAUCUGAAGGUGAUGAUCCAACACGUAUAAAUUUUGAAGCUUCCCAAAUUUCAUCUCUAGAAGAUAAGCCAAGUCAUAAUAAAUCCUCGGACGAGAUAGAAAGUGCUGAUGUUGACCUCAUUGACAAUGAUGACUUGGAAGUAGCGGAACUAGACGUUGAGAGAGUAAUAAAGAAGCAAAACACGCACGAUUUGUAUUGUCCCAACUGCAAUAGUUGUAUCACAAGGAGAGUUAUUCUUCGUAAAAGAAAACGUCGAGUUCGAACUUCCGAUGAAGAGGCUAAACGUAACAAAACGGAAAAUGUGGUUGGGUCCACUUUGGGCAAGGACUCGGUCCAAUCUCAUGGGGACCAUGUUCAUGAUGAGGACACAGCUGAUAAUAUUGAUGCUCAAAUACCGACUGUAAAUGAAGUUGAACGUGAAAGUGGUCCUGAGGUAUUCAGAUGCUUAUCAUGUUUCAGCUUCUUUAUUCCAACAGGGAAUGGAUUCAAGUUGUUCAGGAAAUUUGGGGACAGAAGUAGGAAUGAAAAACUCGAGGAAGAACAAGCCCCACGAGCGAAAAAAAACUGGUUCACCUCCAUGUUUGCAUCAAAUAAGCCGGAAAUUGCUGUUGAGCAAGGGGCGCCACGUGAAGUCAUGUCGUUAGGCGGUGAGACUGGUCAGUCGUCAUCUUCACAAAAUGCUGCUUCGCAUUCUUCUGCCUCCGAAAAAAAUGUGGGUCCCGCUGGGAACAAUGAUAGUCUGGUGGAAGGUGGAGAUGAGAACAAUGAUAGUCUUAGUCUCGUCGAGAAUUUAGAUUUUUCAAAGCCAAAGCCUUCAUUGAAUGGGAUCUUACUAAAUAGUGCUGCGGGUAAACUCGAUACAACAUGGACAGAGACAAUAGAUAAGGAUGCUAUCCGGCUUUCUACGCCAGCUGCCGAGCUUAAAGCCUCUGAUGUGGACGGCAAGCUGAACAUUUCAGUGUCAAUUCCCCAUGCUGAGCAACAGGAAGUUCGAACCACCAUUCUAACCGAGUCAUUUCUCGACAAUAAACAUGAAAGUUUCAGCAGUACUGAUCAUGGUGAAGUCUACUCCACUGAACAACCUCAGCAUAUAAUAACCAAAACCAAAUUUGACAUCCACUCGGGGGAGCCAAUGAAAGUCGAAAAUGUUUCUGUAUUGAAAGGUGUUCCAUAUGCAGAAGGCAAAGAUACAGUUAUAACUAUAGAUUCACAGCCGGAUGGUUUAUCUCAAACUGUGCAAAGCAUAAGCAGUUUGUCAGAAACUGCCAGUUUAUUACAAUCUUCGCCUCAAACUACUAUUGUCGGUAGAGAGAGAACCGAAGAGAGAGAAGAGCGUGGAAUUGAAGUGAUUAAGAGCAUAAUUUAUGGUGGGCUUAUUGAAUCGAUCACUAGCUUGAGCAUCGUGUCAUCAGCUGCUGCUGGUGGUGCUGGCACAUUGAACAUUUUAGCUCUUGGAAUGGCCAAUCUCAUUGGGGGACUUUUCGUCAUCUGUCAAAAUCUCCACGAACUAAAAUGCGAAUGCCCAAUAGAGCCGCCAGCUGGCACCCAAAUCCCGAACCAAUCACCAAUAACUGACCGCUACAAAGAACUCCUCGGCCGCCGCCAGAAUUUCUUACUCCACGCAGUAGUUUCUGUGAUAUCAUACCUCGUAUUCGGAUUAGUGCCACCUGUCACCUACGCCUUCUCCUUCCGGAAAACGGACGACAGGCAGCUCAAGCUGCUGGUGACGGCAGCUGUCUCCUUUGUGUGCAUUUUCUGGCUGGCUGUGGGUCGGGCCUAUGUCCGGCGGGCCCCAAAGCCCUAUUUGAGUUCGGUUUUCACGUUUGUUGUCUUGGGGUUUAUAGCGUCUGGCGUGUCGUAUGCUGUUGGAGCACUGGCCCAGCGGCUGCUGGAGAGGCUUGGGCUGUUUGGGCCGGGCUUGGAGAACGAGGUGGUUGGGCCUGCAUGGGCUUCGUAUUGAGUGGCCUGCUUAUGGGGAAGUGCAUGGCUAAGUGGUGAAUGGUUUUUUGAGGGUUUUCAAUUUUAAGCUUUUUUUUGCAGACAUGUAAUGGAGAGGGAGCAAAAAUUUGGCAAUUUGUUCUGUAUUGUUCAUUCCUUUUUUUUCUGUUUCUUUUUUGUUAUUUCUGUUUGUUUGUUGUUAUUUCUAUGUUGUUUUGUUUCAGUUAUGUACUCAAAUGAAAUAAAUUUGCCUGUUAUUUUGGAGAGGAACAUCACUUUUUCUCUUCACCCAAAUUAAGGAACACUGUUGUACGAGGCUAACGUGAAAUCACCCAAAUUAAGGAACAGUUUGUUGUACGAGGCUAACGUGAAA